This is a messenger RNA of Didymodactylos carnosus, 1561 nucleotides long. Lineage: Eukaryota; Metazoa; Rotifera; Eurotatoria; Philodinida; Philodinidae. The record is from the annotation of a GenBank genome assembly.
GUUUUUUCCGAAAAGUAGGCCAUACAUCCCAAUAGAAUCAGAAAUUAUUUUACUUCUCUACGCGCUCAAAUUUUGAAGAUAAGCUUAUAUUGUUAUUAUCAGUUUUUCCAGUAAAAAUAAUGCACGAUUUUCGUCUGUUCAAAAGGCAAAGGUAAAAAAGUGUUUUUGUAAGAGCCCACGUUGAGUACCGAUGAAUCAUCAUAUACACUCCAUGGACUAGUACUCAAACUUUGGAAAACGAGGAAAAUCGCCUUUAAAAGUUGUUUUUUUCGAUCAUUAGAUGGCUUUAAUCUCAUUGAGAACGACUUCAUCGGAGAGAACUUGAAAAGAUGCGUCGAAUGCGCAUCUUGUUCUUGUGUGUUGACAUAAUUUUAUGGGGAAAAUACGAUUUAUAAAAAGGGCCUACUUUUCGGAUAAAACGAUUUUUUAAGAAAUUCUCCUGAGGACGUGCUUAGCAUUUUGGAACAUUUUAUGCGUUAGGACUUUUACAGCGCUGCACAUAUAGAUUCUAAUCUGACGACACUAGUUCAUGAAAGUGUUUCGCUAAAAGAUGACGAAAAUGCCCAGAAAACGUCUGUUCUGCCGGGAAAUGGGACCUCCCCAGGUCUUAGAAGACCACGAGACCCUUGUUUUAAAAUUUUUUAAACGUGAUAUUCGUCAUCAGGGGCUCGAGCUGUACUGGUCUAUAACUUUUGAACUGUUGGGAUAAAGUCGAUGUAAACGUGGUACACUUUCAAAAGAAUCACCCCAAUGUGUCUUUGAGCUCAACGAUAUUUUUUUGACUUUUUCAGAGGGAUGCUAAUUUAUUCAGAUAAAAUGGUUGCAAGCAAUAGCUGAGUGUAUGUGAACAUUUGAGUAAUUCAGAGCCUGUUUUUCAUUCAAAAAUAAUACCCAAUGUAUCUGAUGACGUUUUAUUGAAAAACAAAACUUGUAGAUAUCUCAUUUUUGUUCAGGUUGGUUUGGUUUUGCAACAAACAUAGCUGGUAUCAUUGGUGGUCUACUUAUGUCGACAGUAGGCGAUUUAAAGUCUUUUCAACGUUCAUUAAAAUUAUUAGCUGUUUUAUCUUUAAUAUGCUGUUUUAUCUGUUGUUUAUGGUUCCAGUUAUGUGUACGUACAAUGUUUUAUGAACAACCAAUAUUAAAAUCAUCUGUGACAACAAUUGGUAUAUCAUUAGCUCUGACUGGACUAUUUCAAGGUGCAACAACACCAUUAAUUUAUGAAUGUCUAGCUGAACUUAUGUUUCCACUACCAGAAUCAGUAUCAGCAUCAAUAUUAGUUCAAUGGAUUAAUGUCGUUGCAUUAGUACUUUUAUUUGUGGCACCAGGCAGAUAUAAAUUAAUGAAUUUAUUAGUAUUAUGUAUGAUAUUCUUAGCUAUUAUAAUGAUUUUAUUUGUUAAAGUUAAGUAUACACGGAAAGAUGAGGAUGAAAGAAAAAAAUCAGAAAAACAAGCUUUAGAACAGAUAACAACUAACACAUUCAACACAUCUAUUAUCAAUAAUCAACAACAAAAUUAUGGAACGAUACCAUCCACUGCUCAAACUAACUUUAUAAAUUCUUAA